UCACUCUUUCUUAACGUCAUGUUAACAUCGGUACAAUAUUCACUAAAUAAACAAAGUUUAGUAGGGGUUCUUGAAAUAAGGCUUUAACAACUUACUUCCUCGUUUUAAUCUAAAAUAUAAACCCAACAUUUAACAAAAUCGAGUGUUUGACAAUAACAAACAUAUCAAACAUGGAUUAUAUUCUUCACUUGAUAUUAGUUUUUAUAUUAUUUGGAUCAGCGCGCGGUGAGUGUAAUAGAUCAAAUGGACCUUCAGGUUCAACUGAAUGUGUCUUGUUAUGGCCAUACUACAACAAGUACCAAUGGGCAACGUGUCUGACUGACACGUAUAUAAAAACAUUCACAAAAGGGCGUAACAGAUGCAGGGAUACAUCGGCGACGUACUGCUGGUAUCAGUGUAUGGUAGAGAUGAAUAAUCUAGCUGAAGGGCCAGUUUACGAUAAUUGUACUUGCGGAGCAGACGCUUCAAACAAUGUUACAACACAACGACCGGUCGUGACGUCUCCCAUUCCAAAUUGGUGUUUUAGCCCGUCUGGUUCCGAUUGCAGUUGGUACAAGGAAUGUCUAGAGAAACGUUAUCCUUGCCAGGAGCAUGGUAAUUCAUAUGCCCUGGAUUACGCCGAGAAAUUUUGUAAUUUAUAUCAAGACCAUUACAAAGAGUUUAACAACAUUGGACAAGAAUGGAUCGAUGCUGUAAGAAAAUGUCUACAAGUCAAACUUGUACCCAUCCUUAGACCUUUUGUAAUGGCAACAUGUGAGAGCAUCAGACAACAGGCAUUCGAAUCUCACUCUGGCUGCUAUCUUCAUCCGGAUGUUGGAAAACCAUCUAUCUGUGAGAUUGGCGGUGUUAAUUGGGCUCGUAUAUUUUGGACUGUUAAGGGUGCGCUGAUUCAAGACGCGACAGCAACCUUAAAACAGAUGCUUGAUGUUGUUGAAGCAUGUGGUUCAGAAAUACUUUCUACUGGAAUGGAGAAGAUACAGAUGACAUUCCGACAAACAACUGAAAAUGUCCUGAGGGACUUGAACCAAUUUGCCGAAGGUAUUUCAGAGCAAAUAGCAAGUCAGAUGGAUUGGUACAGAAGAGGCAUAAUCUUGUUUGGGUACCCAACUCUCACAAGUUACAAUCGUAAUAAACGUUCUGCUGACAAUAAGACUGACCUUUUUUACAUCAACCUCCUGAUUGCUUCAAAAUCUGAAUUCGACCUUAACGCCAAUAGUAGCCAGAAAGUUAAUGUAUCAGCGGAGGCGACAAGUGUUGCUAAAGCCAUUGAAAACGGCGAUGCUCGCUUACAAAUUCCAGAGGGGACGGAGUUUACGGAAUUUAGUCUUUGUGUCGACUACAGCUGUACCGAAACUUCUUUACAAGUAAAACCAGCACCGCCAGAGAAGAAGGAUAGGGUAGGAGUAAAUGCCAUAAUGAUAAUCAUUAUUGUAUGUUCAGUAACUUUCGGAAUAGCUCUUAUAGUUUCGGUAGUUGUUAUAUUGCGUAAAUUUAACAAGUGUUAAACCGCAAAUUGCAUACAAGUUCUGUGGUAAAGCACAAAGAAUUCUU
Molecule: messenger RNA, 1551 nt
Organism: Ruditapes philippinarum (Manila clam)
Lineage: Eukaryota; Metazoa; Mollusca; Bivalvia; Venerida; Veneridae
Exons: 3
Coding region: 171-1505 (444 amino acids)
Source: RefSeq, a predicted model, not a curated record